AUGGAUCUCAAUCGAGCUGUGGCUGAUGAUGUCAAGAUUGAUAAAAUCCAAAAAUACGGGGUCGAAGAGUCUAGAGCUAUUGUUGAUCAUGGUCCCGAGAGAGCUGAACUUUGGCUUGAAAACACUAUUUGGGUAUUUGAUGAACUUUCAUGCAUGCCAAAUGAGUGUUUACAGUGUGCUAUUUCAUUAUUGAGAGAUACAACGUAUCAGUGGUGGAAUACUUUAGUGUCUGUGGUGCCGAGAGAAAGCGUUACCUGGGAAUUCUUUCAGUCUGAGUUCCGGAAAAAAUAUAUAAGUCAAUGGUUUCUCAAUCAAGAGCACAAAGAAUUCCUAGAAUUGAAACAGGGCCGUAUGACUGUGACCAAGUAUGAAAGAGAAUUUGUACGAUUGAGCAACUAUGCUCGGGAGUAUGUUUCUACUAAAGAAAUCAUGUGUAAACGAUUCAUUGAUGGGUUGAACGAGGAUAUUAAACUUCUAGUCAGAAUUCUAGAAUUGAAAAAAAUUGUUGCCUUGGUUAAUAGAGCUUGCAAAGUCGAUGAGCUUAGCAAAGAAAAGAGAAAAAUAGAUUCAGAGGCCAGAGAUUCAAGAAAAAGAUUGAUGAAUAAGCCAUAUCAAUCUUCAUCAAAGAAAUCCAGAGAUUUGUACACUCAUCCGAAUGCUCAAGCUAUAUGA
Molecule: messenger RNA, 672 nt
Organism: Gossypium arboreum
Lineage: Eukaryota; Viridiplantae; Streptophyta; Magnoliopsida; Malvales; Malvaceae
Exons: 2
Coding region: 1-672 (223 amino acids)
Source: RefSeq, a predicted model, not a curated record